GUUUUUGGUGGUUCAGUCUACGUACACAUGUAUGUAUUAACCCCCCCCAGGAGAGUUGCUAGGAUGAGGCUUUACUAGGGGGCUCAACGGUUCUGUGCCGCUUCUGCAGGUGUGUGCUGCCGAGUGUGGAGGAGAGACACCACCGUCGAAAUCCCCUAGAGGUUUUUUUUUUCCCGCGGCUUUCCGUCUUAAAAUACGAUCAGCUCGCUGCGGUGCCUUGCAGACCCAGUGAUCCCCUCUCGCCAUUUUUGUCCCGAUACUCGCCCCUGUGCGGUGUACUGGGCAAAUAAUUCCCUGCCGAAGCCGUAUAUGUAUAGCCGUCCCGGCCACGGUUCGCACACAGCACGGUUUAAUACAUACCGAGAACAUCAUAGCGUGUCUCGACCUGGUAGUUAAAUAAGGCGGCUCGUCGCCUUCUCUCUAGGGCAGAGGUGCCGACAACCUGCUGGCUCAGAAGAUGUCGCCUUCAUCGACGGGCGACUCGCCCCUCUCCGCCGGAGCGUCGAGUAGUUCGGGGCGGCCUUUUCCCCUGCCGUCGCGGGACACAUUCUCAAUCGAGAUUCCGUCGCCGCAGCUCAGCGCGGCCACGAACGGUUCCGUGCUAAAGUCGCCGACGGGUGCCAAAGCUCAGCGCACCACGAGUUUCAGUCGGGAAGGGAUAUUAGGGUCGGCACAGAAGGCUCGGAAUCUUUCGCAGACGUCCGAAGCCCGCUCCGAACAAACCAAUGGGAUGCAGAAAGCGCCGAGCGACGAGGGCGUGAAUCCGUUAAAGAGGCGGAACACGGACGUGACUAUCGACUACCCGCGGAGGAGAGCUACGAUCGCGUGCGAGGUCUGCCGCUCCCGAAAGUCGAGAUGCGACGGCACGAAACCCAAGUGCAAGCUCUGCACCGAGCUUGGAGCCGAGUGCAUAUACCGGGAACCCGGGAUCAAGCUUGACGCGGGCGACAAGCUGAUUCUCGAGCGACUCAGCCGUAUCGAGAGCCUCCUCCAGAUCAACCUAGCCAACGGCCAUCCCAACACCCUACAGAUCGCGCACGACUCGCCGCCUAUAAGCAACGGAACCGCCCUGAGCGGCGACAACGUCAUGCUUCAGAAUUCCUCCGGCAACUACGUUUCUAUCAUACCGAGUGGCGGCCUGGGGACGUGGACGAGCCAUCCCCAGGGGACUAACAUCUCGACAAUGCCCAAGGUCCACACGAACGCGGCGCUGCACCUGCUCCAGUGGCCGCUGAUCCGAGACCUGAUCGCGCGGCCGUACGACCCGCAGAUCAUUCUACAGCUGGAGAUGGCACGCGAGCCGCUUCACUCCUUGGCCAAGACCCCGUGCGUCGAUCUAUCUAACACGAACGCCUACAUCGAGGCGUACUUCGAGCGCGUGAACGUGUGGUACGCCUGCGUCAACCCCUACACCUGGCGGAGCCACUACCGCACCGCGCUGUCGACCGGGUUUCGCGAGGGUCCCGAGAGCUGCAUCGUGCUGCUCGUGCUAGCACUAGGACAAGCGAGCCUACGGGGCAGCAUAUCCAGGAUCGUGCCUCAGGAGGACCCCCCGGGCCUGCAGUACUUCACAGCGGCGUGGUCACUGUUGCCAGGCAUGAUGACGGCUAAUAGCGUCCUGGCCGCCCAGUGCCACCUACUGGCUGCUGCCUACCUCUUCUACCUGGUGCGACCGCUGGAGGCCUGGAACCUGCUGUGCACGGUGAGCAGUAAGCUGCAGCUCCUGCUCAUGACGCCGACGCGCGUGCCCGAGGACCAGCGAGAACUCUUGGAGCGGAUCUACUGGAACGCGCUCCUGUUCGAGAGCGACCUGCUCGCGGAGCUGGACCUACCUCACUCGGGCGUCGUGCAGUUCGAAGAGAACGUCGGGCUCCCCGGCGGCUUUCAGGGCGAGGAGUCGGAAGCGGUGGGCCGAGACGACCUGUGGUAUUUCUUGGCGGAAAUCGCCCUGAGGAGGCUCCUCAACCGCGUCAGCCAGCUCAUCUACUCCAAGGACUCGAUGGCGUCGACGACCAGCCUCGAGCCCGUCGUCGCCGAGCUCGACUUCCAGCUCACGCAAUGGUACGAGAGCCUCCCGCUGCCGCUCCAAUUCCCCUUCACCCGCUCGACCCUGCAGGAUCCGGUGCAGACGGUUCUGCGGCUUCGGUUCUUUGCCUGCCGAACCAUCAUCUACCGUCCCUACAUCUUGGCGGUGCUCGACAACGAACAGGCCGUACUGGACCCCUCGGUCCGGGAGAGCUGCCACAAAUGCCUCGAAGCCUCAAUACGGCAAUUGGAGCAUAUAUCUGCACAUCACGCCGGCCACAUGCCGUACCUGUGGCAGGGCGCCCUCUCCAUCGUCUCGCAGACGCUGCUCGUCAUGGGGGCUACCAUGUCGCCCUCGCUGUCUAAUAUCCUGUUGACGCUCGUCCCUCACCGCGACGUCAUCGACCAGAUCAUCAACGACGUGAUCAUGGACAUCGAGCGCAUGGCCAUCCUCGCGCCCAGCCUGACCCUGGCCGCCGAGAUCAUCAAGGAGGCCGAGGUGCGGCGGCGCACGUUCCUAAACGGCUGACGCGUGCCGCCGCCGCCGAGCCAAAGGCGACAACACGCAAACGCACAAAGCGCCCUGCUCAACUAACUCACAAUACCUUGUCGACGAAAUCCAUCCCCCCCCCCCCCCACAUGUCCUCCCUGCCACCCCGGUCCGACUUAUUUCAUGGGCGUAUCGCCGAUCGGAUUCUCCUUCCUCGGCACCCGAAACAGGGACUGCUCGCUCGC
This is a messenger RNA of Durotheca rogersii, 2760 nucleotides long. RefSeq lists its product as uncharacterized. The coding region runs from base 458 to 2554 and encodes 698 amino acids. The record is from RefSeq and is a predicted model, not a curated record. Gene Ontology annotation, biological process: regulation of DNA-templated transcription. The transcript is spliced from 3 exons. Gene Ontology annotation, molecular function: DNA-binding transcription factor activity, RNA polymerase II-specific; zinc ion binding. Lineage: Eukaryota; Fungi; Ascomycota; Sordariomycetes; Xylariales; Xylariaceae.